CUGUCCCUGUUACAUACAUAGCUCUAAAAAGCAUCUUCACCAACUAAUCUGACAGGAGUUUUGCGGUGACCGUGCCAAAAGAGACCAUUUUUGACAUGAGAAUUGCCUUGCUUCUGAUUCUUCUGGUUGCGUACAGGACAGAUGCCAAAAUGGACAUCAUCACCAGCAAACAAGAUAUUCAAAUUGGAGAUGAACUUAUACUGUUGUGUAAAGCCGGGGGAGAAGGAGAGAUAACAUGGCAAAAGAAUAGCGAGGAGAUUGAUGUAGCGAUGACAACAAAGGUGGAUGAGUCCUCCUCUAAACUGGUCAUCAGGAGCACCACAGUGGAGGAUGCAGGAAGGUACACCUGCCUGUGUGAAUUUGACAGCGGCCACACGGACGAUGUUCAGACACAGAUUUAUGUUUACGAGGUUCCAUCAUUUGAAACCACCCCCACCUACCAUGAGUUUUUGGAGGGCACAGAUGGGGCGGUGCCUUGCCGGGUGUCUGGCCAGCCGGCAGUGGAGGUCCGCUGGAUAUACAACACAGACGCCAUGUCGUCUCACGGAAAUAAUGUCCAAAUGUUGCCUGAUCACACACUUGUGAUUGGGAAAAUGAAGCGACAGGAUGCUGGGACGUUCAUCUGCCAGGCCCAGAUCAGUGGAAGGCCCAUCUUUAAGCAGCUUUCCAUAUCUGUUGUUGUCAAUGCGGCUCCUACUGUGCAUCUGAAAGAAGAAGUGAAGAAAGUCAUAGCUGGACCAGAAACCAAUGUUUCCUUGCUGUGUUUGGUGGACGGCCAACCGAAACCCAAUAUCACCUGGAAUAUGCCGGCAUUGCAUGACCCCACACAUCACAAGUACAACUCUGACCGCAGCCAGUUGACCCUCAAGUCAGUUGUCAGGGACGACCACGGGGAGUACAUCUGCACCGCAACCAACAAGAUCGGCAAUAGCAGUGCUACCAUUAUGCUUCAUGUCUUUGAGGCCCCAGAGGUGUUUUUGUCUGUAGAGCAGCAGAAUGUCACCGUGGGCGAGAACGUGACUCUGGCCUGCAACGUCUCCGGCUUUCCUCAGCCUGACCUGCACUGGAUCAACAAGUGCAAUGGACGGACACUGGACUCAUCUUCUGGUCGUAUUCGUGUUGAGGGUGGCGUUUUAGUGAUUGACAAAAUAGCACCUUCUGAUGGUGGUCUGUAUUCCUGCAUGGCUGUUGGCAUCAUUGGCAAUGCAUCAAGAGACGUUGCAAUUCACACCCAGCCUGGUCCCCCUCCGUACCUGUCAGUCUCAUCUGGACCCGCAUCAAUCUUAUUCUCCCUCAAAGCACUACCCAUCAGUGGGGGAACACCAAUUACGAACUUCGUCCUGCAGUGGAGACAAAAUGCAGCCGAGCAAUGGCAGGAGUUCACAGUCCCAGCUGCAGAUACCCUGGCUGUGACCUCCCUCAUGCCCUACACAUUAUACACUGUUCGUCUGGCUGCCUUGAAUGCAGCAGGACGGGGCGCAUUCUCAGACGCAAACACCGUCCGAACCCAAGGAAUGCGAGGUGAACCAGACAGCCCUGUUUUGCUGUGUGAUGAGAUGAAAGUAGGGGGCAACUCCUUCUUUAUGCCCCUCAAACACAUUGAUGAUGGCGGGACUCCUCUCCUCCACUACAAUCUCCGAUAUCGCGAGGAUAGAGAUGGGGCUCUGUGGAAAGAGAAGAAGCUGUCAUCCAAUACUGACUCUAUUACCCUGGUAGACCUGACCUUUAGCUCUGACUAUCAACUGGAAGUCAUAGCAGUCAAUGCGAAUGGUUCCUCUCGCCCUGCAACAUUCAACUUCACCAUUGCAGAGAAACCUGUGCGUAGCAGCAUGACGAAAGGCAGCGUGGUUGGCAUCGUCAUGGUGAGCUUCCUGGUGAUUUUCUUUGUGGUGGAUGCCACUUGCUGCUACAGAAACCGCUGUGGCCUGCUCAUGUCCAUCGCUGUGAAACUUUUUGGACAGAAAGUUCCAGGCCUCAAAGAAGGAGAGGAGGGCACUAAUGGGGAAGUAAAGAUGAAUGGCUUGUCCACUCCAAGAGGCGACAGGCACCAUACGGGAGUUCAGACACUUCCCUCAAAGGAAGGCGGCACGCUCACAGAGGUCACCAGCGACAAAGCAUCUCUCACUAAACAUGAGAAAACUCAAUCAGACAGAAAUCUACAGAUGCAUGAGGGGAACAUCUAGAAAACAAAACAAAACAAGAGACGAACAAAAAUAUAUACUUUUUGAAGAGAAGAUAACAAUUAAAAAAAAAACAAAAAAAAAACAAGUAUAAAUUUGAACAGUCAGCAGUACAGUCAAAAGAAAUGAAAGAUUAUUUCUCUCAUACCGCUGUGCUGCUGAGGACAGCAAGCAUGUUGAGCAUCUCCUGACAUCACAUCUUCUUCUCAUAAUGAACACCCCCCCCCCGCCCCCCCUUCCUUCCGAGUUGGUGAAAGCAGUAGGAGACAACAAGUUAUAUAUUACAUCAUCAUGUCAUGUUGGUAGUCUAGUGGGUCAAUUGCUUUCAUGCUUAGGGUGCUCUUGAGAUCGGUCUUUUACAGGGUAUUGCUGUUUGUAACUUAUUCUUGAAAUGGCAGUGUUCUCAAACAGGCAUACUUACUGCAUGUUUUGAAUGUUUAAAACGGACAAAGAUUUAUUCCAAACAGCAUCCAAUGCAGCUGUUUAACAUUAAAAGUGCCCGUCUGUGGGCAGCACAGUGGGAAGGUUAUUAUUAGCAGGGUGCCUCACAGUCAAGGGGUCCCAGGUUCGAAUCUCAGCUCAGACCAUCCUGUGUUGAGUUUGCAUGCAGUCCUCGAAUGCUUGCACGGGUCUCUCCAGGCACUCCGGUUUCCUCCCACAUUUCCCCAAACAUGCAUGUGGGUUUCAUUGAAGUCUCUAAACUGCCAGACGGUGUGAAUGCUUGUAUGUGUAUAAGUGCCCUGCAAUUGGCUAGCAACCAGACCUGGGUGGAUCAAUCCAGAGUGGGCCACUUGCUCAAAGUCAGCUGGGAUAGGCUACGGCUUCUAGGACAAGCACUAUAGAAAAUGGAUGGAUGCCUGUCUCUGUGAACAUUAUUUAAAUUUUGCUUUGUUAUUAACUUUUUAUAAAUAUUGUUAUGAGGCUGCUAUACUGAUUUUAAUGUCGACCUAUAACAUACUAACACAAGCAAUACAGGCCAUUAAACUUGUAUCACUGUUAUGAUAAUACAGUACUGUACAUACAAGACUUAAGGCAAUAAGAGCUAAUAUUUUAAAGCAGCUCAUAGUCUAGUUUGAGUCUGCCUGAUGAAUAAAUUUUGACUUUUACAAAACGUUAUGCUUGCAAAUCAUAUAAGCUUGUGAAUGGCUGUGUGUGGUUGUAAAUAUGUAUGUUUUUACCUGUGUCUGAAUUAUAUCCAGUAAAAGGAUUAAGACCAUGUUUUGAAGUCACUCUUUAUAUUCAAUAGAGGCUUAUUAUUAUUGUGCAAUCUUCUUAUAGCCUCCUAGGCCAUCUUUAUGUAGAGCAACUAUAAUUUUUUUAUCUUGUCGUCAGAGGGUUCUUUGCCAUGAGGUGCCAUAUUGAAAUUUGAGUGACCAGUAUGAGAGCGCCUGAGAGCGAUAACACUACAUUUAACACACCUGCUCACCAUUCACACCUUAGACCUUUUAAGACUAUGAUUCACAUGAUAAAAUGGCAUGUUGGGCUCAAUUCGGACAGUUUCACUUAAGGGUGUACUCACUUUUGUUGCCAGCGGUGUAGACUUUAAUGGCGGUGUGUUGAGUUAUUUUAAGGGGAAAGUAAAUUUACACUGCUGUAUGCUGUUUGCUGACGACGUUAGAUGCAAGCAAAGUGUAAUUUUUGU
Messenger RNA from Phycodurus eques (leafy seadragon), 3822 nucleotides. It is a transcript of the gene ncam3, whose product is annotated as neural cell adhesion molecule 3. Gene Ontology annotation, cellular component: membrane; neuron projection. Lineage: Eukaryota; Metazoa; Chordata; Actinopteri; Syngnathiformes; Syngnathidae. Gene Ontology annotation, biological process: cell adhesion. Gene Ontology annotation, molecular function: protein binding. The transcript is spliced from 16 exons. The record is from RefSeq and is a predicted model, not a curated record. Bases 96 to 2183 code for a protein of 695 amino acids.